This is a messenger RNA of Dendrobium catenatum, 1986 nucleotides long. RefSeq names its product N-lysine methyltransferase setd6. The transcript is spliced from 7 exons. The record is from RefSeq and is a predicted model, not a curated record. Gene Ontology annotation, cellular component: nucleus. Gene Ontology annotation, biological process: peptidyl-lysine monomethylation. Gene Ontology annotation, molecular function: protein binding; protein-lysine N-methyltransferase activity. NCBI's taxonomy places the organism in Eukaryota, Viridiplantae, Streptophyta, Magnoliopsida, Asparagales, Orchidaceae. Bases 50 to 1498 code for a protein of 482 amino acids.
UAUUGUCUUCCAAAUUCCCGCCGCUUCGUUGCUCUCGUCGACGUCAGCCAUGAGCAGGAGAUUGAGGGCUUUCAAGAGAUGGAUGAAGUCUCAAGGGUUCGUAUACAGUGAUGCCCUCGAGUUCGUCGAUUCCAUCGACAGCGGCAUCUCCGUGCGGGCUCUCUGCGACCUCAAGGAAGGAGACCUCGUGGCCACCAUUCCCAAGAGUUCCUGCCUCACUAUCCGGACCUCGGGGAUCUCUUCAGUUAUCGAGGAUGCCGGCCUUGGCGGUUUUCUUGGUCUCGCUAUGGCGCUUAUGUACGAGAGGAGCCUCGGCGCGGCCUCUCCAUGGGAGGGAUACCUCCAGCUCUUGCCCGAGAGGGAGUGCGUUCCUCUUGUCUGGAGUUUGGAGGAGGUGGACACGCUGCUGGUUGGGACCGAGCUCCAUAAGAUUAUAAUAGAAGACAAGAAAUUCCUCUAUGAGGAUUGGAAAGAAUACAUUGAACCUCUCAUUCAAUCAAGGCCUUUGGAGAUAGACCCGAAUAGUUUUGGUAUCGAGCAGUAUUUUUCUGCAAAAAGUCUUAUUGCUUCUAGAUCCUUUCAGAUUGAUGGAUAUCAUGGCUCUGGUAUGGUGCCAUUGGCUGAUCUGUUUAAUCACAAGACUGGUGCUGAGAAUGUUCACUUUACGUUAACAUCUUCUUCCUCUGAUUCAGAUGAUGAUAUUGAUACGGACAUUUUUUAUGCAUUUGAUGAUGAGAAACCAUCAGUGAAAAACUUUACUAAUACAUCAGUAGGCGAUCCUAUUGGAACUCUGGAAAUGGUCGUGGUGAAGGAGGUUGAGGCAGGUGGUGAGGUCUUCAACACUUACGGGUCUAUGGGUAAUGCUGCAUUGCUUCAUAGAUAUGGAUUCACAGAACUUGAAAACCCUUAUAACAUUGUUAACAUUGAUCUAUAUCUAGUACUCAGUUGGUUUUCUUCUUCAUACUCCAACCGUUAUGUUAGAACAAGACUAGGAUUGUGGAGAAAGUUGAAUUAUUCUGGCUGCUCCAGCCAGAAUUCUGAGUACUUUGAGGUAUCUUCUGAUGGUGAACCUCAAAUGGAGCUGUUGAUUCUUUUGUACAUAUUCUUAUCAGAAAACAUAUAUCAAAAACUAGAUUCUGUGGUAGAUUCUUUAAUCGAAGCUAAUGAAGAUGAUAAGAUGAUUAAGCUAUUGGAAUUAAUCAAAACAGACUGUGAACACAAAUUAGAGGAUUUCAGGGAGGUAUUGCUGACAGAUAAUGUUUGCCAGGCGCUUAUAUCUCUGGCUGAUGUUAGAGAGAGUUUGUAUGGUUUGACUUCUUUGCAGGAGGACAUUAGCAGGCUUCUUAAUUGUUGCGAAUUGAUGGAGAGCAAGUUGUAUCAUUCUUUAGUUCUGCGUGUGGGUGAGAGAAAAAUACUCGCUAAGCUAAGGGCAUAUGCUCGCAACCACUUUAGAGCGGUGAAAAGGAGGCGUGUCAGAAAAUCAGCAAGGAGAUGCUGAGUGAUCUUCCAAAUUCUGCUGUGGAGCAUAAGAAGCACAAAGAAGAAAAUUGGGCUCAAGACUUGAUGAACUAAUCCAUCAUGGCUGGAAAAGUGAUUUCAUUCUCAUCUGGUAUGGCUCUGCCCUUCUUCAUCUUCUCAAAAAGCUUAAAAGCUUCAGCUGUUCAUCCAUGCUAAGCAUAUCCAAUAUGUUGAUAGCUGCGAAUCUCCUGAAAUGCUCUAACAACACCUGUCUUCACAUUUAAAUUAAUCUGAGUGAUUGCAGUAAUCCUUCCUUGACUGCAAAACCAUUUUCGAAAAAAAUCUGAAGAGCUUCAAUACCAAACAUGAAGGAUGCCCACCCGACCACAGUUGGAUUAGGUAUGCAAUUUCUUACUUAUAAUUAAUUAUAUUUCAGUCUUAGGAUGGAUGACUUGUUAGCUCGAAAAUUGAGGCAACAAACACCAAAGUAAAUAAUAUUGAGCUUUUAAUAUUGUUCGAACAAGUGAA